Beta vulgaris subsp. vulgaris (sugar beet) is the source of this 1527-nucleotide messenger RNA. RefSeq lists its product as uncharacterized. The record is from RefSeq and is a predicted model, not a curated record. The transcript is spliced from 7 exons. Lineage: Eukaryota; Viridiplantae; Streptophyta; Magnoliopsida; Caryophyllales; Amaranthaceae. Bases 1 to 1002 code for a protein of 333 amino acids.
AUGGAUUUGUUACUUGAGGAGAAGGGGAAGGUGAAGUUGGCGACGGAGAACUUGGCGACGGUGAAUUUGGCAACGGCUGUGGUAAACCUUCUCUCUUUCGUUCGUUUCCUCAAGAAUUUUCUUUUAGAUCUUUCGCUUUUUCUGAUGGGCAGAGCUAUAGAUGAUGUUGCUUCAUCUGUUACUGAGCGAGAUAUAGAGAUGCUCAAAGUUUUAGGGGGUUUCCCUGAAAGGCCAAGGCUCCCUCCCCCCUUGAUAGAAGGCACAAUCGCUUCUGACUCUCUAUGGAAGACUAGGUAUUUCUUCGUAGUGAAGGAUUCGCUGGGCGAAGCUGGGAACCAUCUAGUUGGGGGUUGGUCUAAUAAAGGUCUUGGCCCCGUUAUCUCCCAGAUCCCUGAACAAGCUGAGAGAUUACCUGAACUGCUCAAGUUUCCUGUUGAGGAACGCACCUUCGCAGCUCCUACCGAGGUUCUACCCUUAGAUUCCAGAGCAUCUUCUCGCACUAACUCGAUGUCGACAGCUCCAGCCAGAUCCAGUAACUUGUCCGACGAGGACGCAAUGGACAGGCUCAAGAAUAGAAAGAGAUCAGCUGCUUCUUCUGGGCAGUCUCAGAUUGAAAGAGUUCCUCGCAAGAACCUACGCUCAUCCUCCAUCCCAACCACCAUUGACAUCACGACUGAUUCUCCUAGGGAUGAGGUCCUUGUGAGCUUUCCUGCUGACUUUCUAGCUGAAGAAGGUCUAGAAGGUGGGAUCUGGCCUGCAGCUGACAAGCUCGUAUUCCCAGCUGCACAAAAGAGGUUAAAGGGACAGGACCCUGAGGUCAUCCUGAACCAUGCUGUCCAGCUAUCCCUGCAGCUUUCCCAGAGUUGCAUAGCUGCCAGGGACAGCUUGCGGACUGUUGCUACCCUACAGGAUAAGGUGGCUCGUCUGCAAAAGGACAAUUUGAGCCACCAAGCUAAGCUGGAGAGGGAGAAACAGUCCGGCUGGAUGCUGAGAGCAAGUUAGCUGCUGAGCAAAAAUUAAUGGAGAAAGAGAGGCUGGAAAAAGAUGAGAAGAUAGCUGAGGCGGAGAGGGAAAAUGCACGCCUGGCUGCAGCUGUAAGAGAAGCUGAGGAGAGGGCUUUGGACAUCCAAGCUGAAGCAAAAAUUAUCGAAACUGCGAAGCUAGCUUUCCUGAUUAAGUUCAAGAAGCUAGAUGACAAGGGUGUCAAUUUCUAUAUUGACAGAUUCCUCAAGCUGGAUUCUAUGACCGCCCUGGAAGCUUUAGCUACAGGUGGCAAAACAAAUGAUCGGAGAAGUCUACAGCUGAAUCCCCUCCUUCUCUCAACCAUCCAGAAGGUGUUGUUCUUGGUGACAAGGACAAGGUUGCUGGCGAUGACACCAGCGUGAUCUCUUAACUUCUUCAGUACUUUCAUCAGCUUUUCUUUUGGAACAAUUUAGUUUUAAUUAGCUUGGAUACUUUUACCAUUGCCUAUGGGGGCAAUGUGUUUUUGUAAGAACAUAUUUUCUUUCAGCAAUUUAAUCGUUUGAA